Molecule: messenger RNA, 561 nt
Organism: Stegodyphus dumicola
Lineage: Eukaryota; Metazoa; Arthropoda; Arachnida; Araneae; Eresidae
Source: RefSeq, a predicted model, not a curated record
AUGCUACCCACAAUUUUGUUGGGUUUAAGAGCUGCUAUCAGAGAUGGUACAAACUAUUCUGUUGCUCAAAUGGUAUAUGGUACCAAUAUCAGGCUUCCUGGUGAAUUUUUUGAAAAACCCAGUGUCCACGUUGAACCUGACACAUUUGUGUACAAUUUUCAGCAGCAGAUGGCCCUAGUAAAGCCAAUGAAGUCUGCAGAUACAUGUCAAUCUUAUCAAAAAGUUUUUGUGCAUAGAGAUUUAAGGACCUGUACUCAUGUGUUCGUAAGAGUUGAUCGGGUGAAAAAACCACUAGAGCCUGCAUAUGAUGGCCCAUUUCCUGUAGCAAAAAGACAUGAUAAGUAUUAUUCUGUGCAUAUUAAAGGAAAAGAUGUUAACAUCUCUAUUGAUAGGCUGAAACCUGCUUACCUUAUGAAUGCAGAUAGCAUGCCAGAGCUACCGAAUCAGCUUAUUGACGACGAUGUCAAUGGUGGAUCCUCAAAGGAAAUGCAUCAUAGUAAUUUCCCAACAAACACUCGUUGUGGUAGAGAAAUAAAACUCUCUGUUAGGUUUCGAACUUAA